Arvicanthis niloticus (Nile rat) is the source of this 807-nucleotide messenger RNA. The record is from RefSeq and is a predicted model, not a curated record. NCBI's taxonomy places the organism in Eukaryota, Metazoa, Chordata, Mammalia, Rodentia, Muridae.
AUGAGAGAUCCCCAAACAAAACGUUCCAGAGGCUUUGGUUUUGUGACCUACUCUUGUGUUGAAGAAGUGGAUGCUGCAUUGUGUGCUGGGCCCCACAAGGUUGAUGGGCAUGUGGUGGAACCAAGGAGAGCUGUUUCUAGAGAGGUUUCUGUAAAGCCUGGUUCCCACUUAACGGUGAAGAAAAUGUUUGUUGGUGGUAUUAAAGAGGAUACGGGAGAAUAUAAUCUGAGAGUCUACUUUGAAAAGUAUGGCAAGAUUGAAACCAUAGAAGUUAUGGAAGACAGGCAGAGUGGGAAGAAGAAAGGAUUUGCUUUUAGAACUUUUGAUGAUCAUGACACAGUUGAUAAAAUUGUUGUUCAGAAACACCACACUAUUAAUGGGCAUAAUUGUGAAGUGAAAAAGGCCCUUUCCAAACAAGAGGUGCAGUCUGCUGGAUCACAGAGAGGUGGUGAUGGUGGAGAUAAUGGAUUUGGAGGUGAUGGUGGCAUCUAUGGUGGUGGUCCUGGUUACAGUAGUAGAGGAGGUUAUGGAGGUGGUGGACGAGGAUUUGGAAACCAAGGCGGUGGAUGUGGUGGUGGUGGAGGAGGAUAUGAUGCUUACAAUGAAGGAGGACAUUUUGGUGGAGAUAACUACGGUGGUGAGAACUAUAAUGACUUUGGAAAUUAUGGUGGACAGCAGCAAUCAAAUUAUGGACCCAUGAAGGGGGCAUUUUGGUGGAAGAAGCUCAGGCAGUCCCUAAGGUGGUGGCUGUGGAUCUGGAGGUGGAAGUGGUGGAUAUGGUAGCAGAAGGUUUUAAAGCAAAACAGA